This is a messenger RNA of Coccinella septempunctata (seven-spotted ladybird), 1538 nucleotides long. RefSeq names its product facilitated trehalose transporter Tret1-like. The transcript is spliced from 2 exons. The record is from RefSeq and is a predicted model, not a curated record. Gene Ontology annotation, biological process: transmembrane transport. Gene Ontology annotation, molecular function: transmembrane transporter activity. The coding region runs from base 105 to 1508 and encodes 467 amino acids. Lineage: Eukaryota; Metazoa; Arthropoda; Insecta; Coleoptera; Coccinellidae. Gene Ontology annotation, cellular component: membrane.
AACAAACAUUUACAUAAAUAAAUUCGUUGUUACAAUUUAAUCACUUAUCAAUUAGGCCAAAAUAAUUCGUGAUUCUAUUUUUAAAUGUAUUUCAAGCUUGAAGAAUGCUGAACGAGGUUAACUUGAAAUUGAUUGUUGCAGUUUGCACCGUCAAUGUGUUGAACUUCGCAACGGGCAACGUCUACGCUUGGUCGUCAUCAGUAUUGAUUGCAUUGAAGAAAACAGAUCCCAAGGAAAACCCUCUAGGACAUAUAGUUACACCUCUUGAAGAAUCCCUAAUAGCUUCUAUUCUAAGUUUGGGUGCAAUAUGCGGACCUAUGUUUGCCGGAUUCUGUUCAAAUUUGCUAGGAAGAAAAACCACUUUGAUGUUGUUCGCUAUACCUAUGCUUCUAUCCAACGUCAUCCUCAUGUUUGCCACCACAACCCUGGAAUUGUAUGUCGCUAGAUUCAUGGCUGGGUUUGCUUCAGGUUCGUUUUACACAGUGGUGCCAAUAUACGUUGGAGAAAUAGCAGAAACGAAGAUACGUGGAGUGCUUGGCGGCUUUAUGAGUAUAUUCUACGUUUUUGGGCUGCUCUUCAAUUAUGUCGUUGGUCCUUGUGUCAGUUUACCAACACUUAGUGCUUUUAUGAUUGUACCUAUAGUUAUAUUCCUGAUAUUUUUUGGGCUCUUCAUACCAGAAAGUCCUUACUAUUAUUUCGCAAAAGGUAAAGAUGCUCAUGCGAGAAGGAGUCUCAUGAAAUUAAGAAAUCACUUCGAAGAAAAAGAACUGGCAAUAAUCGAAGAAACCAUAAAUGAAUCGAGAACAAAUGUAACCCUAUCAUCCCUAUUAAGAAACGCCAGUUUUAAAAAAGGCCUCACAUUGACAGCAACCAUUGUCAUUCUUCAACAACUGGUUGGUAUAACUGCCAUUCUGGCAUAUAUGGAAGAUAUUUUCAUAGCUUCUGGUAGCACGAUUUCUUCAUCAACAUCUACCAUUGUGGUAGCUAUUAUCCAAGUGAUUUCGGUGGUUUUUUCCACAUGUUUAUCCGAUAAGUUGGGAAGAAAAAUCUUAUUGGUAAUUUCGAAUUUGUUAUGUGCUGCAGCUUUAUUUCCUUUGGGUGUUUACUUCUGGUUGAAGCAAAACGAAAAUGACGUUUCUCAUUUGGGAUAUUUGCCCAUAGCAUGCGUCAUCUUGUUCAUCACCGGUUAUAACUUCGGCCUGUGUACCAUCCCUUGGACUUUGGUAGGGGAAUUAUUUUCGAACGAGACCAAAGCAAUUGCUUCGUCCGCAACAGCUACAAGUUGUUACAUCAUGGCGUUCUCCAUGUCUUUUCUGUUCCCGCAUUUAUUGAAUUGGGUUGGGUUUCAUGGAGUCUUUUGGUUCUGCGGAUGUAUGGGUAUUGUAAAUUUAACUUUUGUAGCCUGGUACCUUCCAGAAACUAAGGGGAAGAGUUUUUCCGAAAUCUUGAAAUUGUUGGAGGGAGAAAAAUUGAAUAAGGAGACAUAUGAAACUGUCAGAGUUUUAUGAGUGGUAGUGUUAUAAUCCGUUAUUUCUCGA